Messenger RNA from Fibroporia radiculosa, 4836 nucleotides. RefSeq lists its product as uncharacterized. The coding region runs from base 1 to 4836 and encodes 1611 amino acids. The record is from RefSeq and is a predicted model, not a curated record. The transcript has 14 exons. Gene Ontology annotation, biological process: glycogen catabolic process. Gene Ontology annotation, molecular function: amylo-alpha-1,6-glucosidase activity; 4-alpha-glucanotransferase activity. Lineage: Eukaryota; Fungi; Basidiomycota; Agaricomycetes; Polyporales; Fibroporiaceae.
AUGUUUAAAUCCAGGAAACUCAAGUCUACCAUUGAAAUUCCUAUCAUUAACACGGCGAACAAUGGCGACUCGCAGUCCCCAACCACUCCCAGGACUCCGAAGACACCCAAAACGCCUGCGGACGAAGGGAUUGAUUUUUUCGAGUCUGCAUUUAAGCAGGGGGACAAACCGAUCAGUGUCUAUGAAUUGCAGCUGGAGCCUGAUGGUGGCCCCAGUGGAGAUCGAGCUGUUGAGUACUGCCUUCUUCCUCUCCCAGUCCCUGCGGCCGGCUAUGUUCGGCUUCCUCCUGCGACGACCCCAUACGUUCUGCGUGUCUCUAUAGAGGCCGGGACUCCCGCAUCGAAAAAUGGAAUAUUCAAGACUAAUUUCCCGCUUGAUGGCGGUCGUUUCGCACGCGAUCACUUCGUCGAACGCGUGCUGCCUACAGAUUUCUCUAAACCAAUUCGGAUAGAUCUACCCAUAUCUCAUGCUGGUGCUUUUGCUUAUUGGGUCGAGUUUGACGGUGAGGAGCCGGGUGCACGUAUCAAAGGCCGUGAAGGCUACUUCAACAUUGAUCCCAUCCUUCCCACGAAAGCUCGCACCCCAAUCCUCUCGUCAGACGCGACCGUAUCGGAAGUUGGAAACGCUGUACAGCAAGACUAUGUUAAUCUACCACUUGAUGGUCUUUCUAUCUUAACAGUUGUGUCGAAAUGGAUGGGCCCAAUGUCCGCUUGGCGUGACUAUCUUGCCGAGACCAGUGCGCGAGGGUACAACACGCUUCAUUGGACACCACUCCAGGAGAGAGGCGAGAGCGAUAGCCCUUACUCAAUACGAGACCAGCUCGUUUACGAGCCAUCCUUGUUUCCUAACGGCCACUAUGACAUUGGAUCGGACGGAGGCAAAGUAAAGCUCGAGGAGAUGCUUGGGAUUGCUAAAGACGAAUAUGGUCUACUGAGUUUAACGGAUGUCGUGUUGAAUCAUACGGCCAAUGAUAGCCCAUGGCUUCUUGACCAUCCCGAAGCAGGUUAUAGCCCUGCGAACACACCGCAUUUAACCCCCGCACUAGAACUCGAUGACGCUAUGAUUAGGUUUUCGAGUUUACUCCUGUCAAACGGCUUACCGACGAUCGUGAACUCACAAGAGGACGUCGAUAAGCUCAUAAAUGGCUUCCGCGAUUACAUCAAAGACUUGAAUACAUGGCAGUAUUAUGUCCUCGAUGUCACGAAAGAGCGGGCAGCUGUGAAAGCUGCUCUCGAUCAUGGCCAAGUGGCAACGUGGGAUGACGGGGACAUCGCUUACCGAUCUGUUGCAGACUUAGCGGAAGUCAUCCUCGCUUCCCAGAUCAUUCACGGUCUACACAAGUUGGAGAAGAAAUUCGGCACUUAUGUCGACGGGUCUGUUGCGGCUGGAUUUGUCAAGGCCGCAUUCGCAGAUCUGGAUGACAGUGACUCAUUAGCUGACGCAUGGAUACGCGUAGUGGACGUGCUGAAUGUGCCUCUCUAUCAAGAGUGGGAAGACGAUACCCGAGUCGCCCUGGAAAACAUCAAGAAUAGGCUCAAGUACACUCGUCUGGAUGAGCACGGGCCGAAGCUGGGACCAAUCACUGACAAGAUUCCGCUGGUCGAGUCUUAUUUCACUCGUUUGAAGGGUAAAGGAGACGAUCCAGCGAUCUACUCCGUCGCGAAUAAUGGGUGGAUUUGGAACGCCGAUCCUCUUGCGAAUUUUGCAUUACCGCCAUCUAAAGCAUACCUUCGCCGCGAAGUCAUUGUCUGGGGGGACUGUGUAAAAUUGCGCUACGGGGACGAGCCCUCGUCGAACCCAUGGCUUUGGGAACAUAUGACGAAAUAUGUCACUUCGCUCGCUAACACUUUCACGGGCUUUCGCAUUGAUAACUGUCACUCGACCCCCCUACACGUGGGCGUGACGCUGCUCGAUGCAGCGCGCGUGGUAAACCCGGAUCUGUAUGUCUGUGCGGAGUUGUUCACGGGAAAUGAAGAGACGGACAAACUGUUCGUAAGCCGGCUUGGGUUGAAUAGUCUGAUUCGGGAGGCAGGAAAUGCAUGGGACUCAAAGGAGUUCUCGAGAUUGUUAUACCGACAUGGGCUCGGGAAGCCUAUCGGUUCGAUGGAUAGUGCCUGCGUGACCAGCAAAGAAGAGCUCCCGCCACCUACAGGAAAAGGGCCCACUCGUCCCUGCGUCGUAAUACCUCAUAAUGGCUCUGCUCCUCAUGCACUUUUCUACGACCUGACCCACGACAACGAGACAUAUUUAUUCAAGCGGUCUGCCGAAGAUGCACUGUCUACUGGUGCACUCGUCGCGUUUUCGUAUUGCGGUAUCGGCUCUGUCAAGGGUUUCGAUGAUUUGUAUCCAAAGCUCUUAAAUCUGGUUGCUGAGAGAAGAAAGUAUGAGGUGACAAACUUUGGGGAGCGGAGUGGUAUCGCCAAGGCUAAGCGUUUGCUAAAUUCACUGCACACUGAGAUGGCUCUUGGCGGUUUUCAAGAGGGGCAUGUCCACCAGGAGAAUGAUUAUAUUGUCAUUCACCGCGUGCAACCAACAACGCAGAAGGGAUACAUUCUUAUUGCGCAUACAGCCUUCUCCAAAGGGUCCAAAGAUCGCGGACACAUCGAUCCUGUCAAACUCCGCGGGACGAGAGCCAUCUAUAUCUAUGGUGCAUACAUAGAUAUAUCGUCAUAUGAGACGGACAGUGACGUAGAGACGCUCUGCGGUCUACCCGGAAAACUUGUCGAAAUUCCCCCCGUCAUCGUUCCCCAGGGUCUUGAUCAAGAAGGACCCUACGCUGAGAUUGUCGUCCCGCAAUAUUUCCCUCCGGGGAGCAUCAUGGUCUUCGAAACUCAGCUGCAGAAUCACGACGCUACGCUGGACAUCUUCUGUACAUCCGAAGCCGAAAAUGCAUUCACAGAUCUGGAUCUCGUCGACCUCAAUGUGAUACUGUAUCGGGCCGAUGGAGAAGAACGCGAUGCUACAAGUGGAGAAUUUGGCACGUACUCUAUUUCCGGUAUUGGGAAUCUGGUAUACUGCGGUCUCGAGGGCUGGAUGCAUCUUCUGAGGCAUAUAAUGCGGUACAACGAUUUGGGCCAUCCACUAUGUGGGAACUUGCGAGAAGGCACGUGGGCACUGGAUUAUGUGUCCUCGAGAUUGUCGAGGCAAGUCGAUAAGUUUCCGAAGCUGAAAAAACCAGCGCAGUGGUUCAAAGAAAGGUUUGAGCGGAUCAAAGCUAACGUUCCGCCGUUCUUAAGACCAAAGUACUUUGCAAUUAUUAUCUCCGAGGCGUACAAGAUCUCUCGCCAGCUUGCUAUCGAACAGUGCUCCGAGUUUGUCUCGAGUGGACAUUCUUUCACACAAGAUCUUGCACUGUGUUCAGUUCAGAUGCACGGGAUGGUCCAGUCUGCUUCACUUGAUCCAGGCAAGCCCAGCCCAUCUCUUGCUGCUGGAUUGCCGCAUUUCGCUUCUGGGUGGGCGAGGUGCUGGGGUCGCGAUGUAUUCAUCUCUUUACGCGGUUUAUUCCUGACUACCGGAACUUUUGCGGGUGCGAAAGCGCACAUUUUGGCGUUCGCUUCGACACUCAAACAUGGUCUGAUACCUAAUUUGCUUGACUCUUUGCGCAACCCGAGAUAUAACUCACGAGAUUCCCCUUGGUGGAUGCUGCAGAGCAUCCAAGACUACGUCAACAGUAGCCCUGAAGGUCUUACCUUACUUUCCGAAUCAGUAAAACGACGUUUCCCCAAGAACGAUACCUGGACUCCGUGGAACGGUCCUCAAGCGUACUCUUAUUCCAGUACCAUCGCGGAGAUCAUCCAAGAAAUCCUUCAGCGUCAUGCCACUGGCAUUUCUUUUCGUGAGUAUAACGCUGGACCCAAUCUCGACAUGCAAAUGAGCGACGAAGGCUUCAACAUCGACAUAAGGGUGGACUGGGAGACUGGUUUGAUAUUCGGAGGCAAUCGAUUCAACUGUGGGACAUGGAUGGACAAGAUGGGCGAAUCAACCCGGGCCGGUACGAAAGGACGUCCAGGAACGCCGCGAGAUGGUGCUCCAGUGGAGAUCACAGGAUUACUGAAGAGCGCUCUCAGAUGGUUAGAUCAACUUUCGAGUGCCGGGAAAUUCCCGUUCAAAGGUGUUGAGGCCGAAAUCGAUGGCAAGGUGCGACUGGUCACAUACAAGGAAUGGGGGAACCUACUGCAAACGUCCUUCGAGGCGUGCUACUACGUACCUCUAGACCCCAUGGAUGAUGCUAAGUAUAAUGUGAACCCCAAUCUCAUUAAUCGCAGAGGAAUCUAUAAGGACGUAUACGGCUCAGGACCCGGACGAGAAUGGUCAGACUACCAGUUUCGGCCCAACUUCCCUAUCGCCAUGACUGUGGCUCCAGAGUUAUUUGAUCCUGAACAUGGUCUUGGAGCACUCAAGCUCGCUGACCAGAUCUUGAGAGCGCCCCUUGGGAUGAGGACGCUGGACCCUUCUGACCUGCAGUAUCGGCCUUAUUAUGAUAAUUCAAACGACAGCGUUGAUCCUGCUAUUGCAAAAGGCUUGAACUACCACAAUGCAAGUGUUGGACCUGAAUGGGGCUGGCCAUUAGGAUAUUUCCUUCGAGCAUACCUUUAUUUCGACCGAGCGGUUGGCAGAGAGGACCUUACCCAGACGUUGCACCACCUACAUCGUUGCAUUCUCGCACCCCGUCGUCACAUCCAGAGCGAUCCCUGGGCAGGCUUGCCUGAACUGACAAAUAAGGAUGGAGAAUUAUGCCAUGAUUCUUGCAACACCCAGGCAUGGAGUGCGAGUACACUCCUCGAUUUCUUAGAAGAGGUGCAUGAGUUAAGUCAGGCAAUCGUUAAGGUCAGUUAG